AUGCCAUCGAGAGUUAAUCUGAUGGUUGCGAUUUUGCUGACCUUGAACUGUGUCAGCUGCGCGAUAAAGAACUCGAGAUCGCUGCAGGAGAAGCGACAGGAGGAAGAGGAGAGAGCUGUCACUUACGACAGGAAGGUCCUUAGUUAUACGUACAGCAAUGUCACGUCUGAAAGUCUUGUUUCUCCAACUGGCGAUCACGUCGCCAGAGACACGACGGCCGAGAUGCACCUCCAGGACAUUCAUAGUGCGCAGCCCAGAAGCGGAGUCAAGGCACGAGGAAGACCUUUCAGACGAAGAAUGGACCGUACAAUGUUGGCGUUGCUAAUGGCAUACAAACUGAAAUUUGUUGCUUUGAUACCAGCGAUAAUCGGUGGCCUGUUCCUUUUGAAAGGGACGACGCUUCUUGCGGGAUUUUUCUUCGCUCUGUUCGCCGCCGUUCUGGGAUUGAAAGUACACUGAAAACGAGGUCCGAUAUUUUUGGAGAAUUUGUUCUGGGAAGGGUC
Messenger RNA from Nylanderia fulva, 503 nucleotides. RefSeq lists its product as uncharacterized. NCBI's taxonomy places the organism in Eukaryota, Metazoa, Arthropoda, Insecta, Hymenoptera, Formicidae. The record is from RefSeq and is a predicted model, not a curated record.